This is a messenger RNA of Macadamia integrifolia, 5018 nucleotides long. Its product is annotated as DEAD-box ATP-dependent RNA helicase FANCM. Gene Ontology annotation, molecular function: 3'-5' DNA helicase activity; hydrolase activity; four-way junction helicase activity. The record is from RefSeq and is a predicted model, not a curated record. The transcript is spliced from 22 exons. Gene Ontology annotation, biological process: double-strand break repair via synthesis-dependent strand annealing; replication fork reversal; interstrand cross-link repair. The coding region runs from base 179 to 4576 and encodes 1465 amino acids. NCBI's taxonomy places the organism in Eukaryota, Viridiplantae, Streptophyta, Magnoliopsida, Proteales, Proteaceae.
CUAACCACAUGGUCCACAUCCAAACGGGACCUUAUGGGGUCUCACUCUCACCUGGUUUGAUUGUUAGAACUUACAAAGCUAGAAGAAGAGGGCUUUCAAGCUUUGCCGCCAAGUUUUAAUUUCCCUUCGUCGAUUGAGAGCCCUAAACGAGAAAACGAGAUCGAGAUUCUAAUCUUUGAUGGCUUCUUCAUCCAUCCCUCUCGAAGUGAUCGACGACGACGAAGAUGAAUUUGAUUGGGAGGCGGCCGUCCAAGAGAUUGACGUUGCGUGCCAGGGUGCGUCCGCCUCGACUUCAUACAACGCAAAGGAUUUUGCUAAUCCAUUUCGUUCUGAUACCAUAUUGAAGCGUAGUUGGGAUAAUGGGCUGCGGGAGAAUAACCUUUCCAAGCAGAAGCAGUCUGGGGGAGCCCGCCAAUCUACCCUUGAUAAGUUUAUUGGUGGAGUUAAUCAGAGAAAUGUUCCGGAUAAGCGGCCUAUCAUUCAUACAGUCGAUGAUAAUGAUAUGGUUGAUGAAGUCUCCUGCAGCGUGAGCAUUGAUCUUGAGGCAGCCAAAACAUGGAUCUAUCCAGUAAAUGUUCCACUCCGGGACUAUCAGCUUUCAAUUACAAAGACUGCUCUAUUCACCAAUACUUUGGUGGCAUUGCCGACGGGACUUGGGAAAACUCUUAUUGCUGCGGUUGUGAUGUACAACUACUUCAGGUGGUUUCCUGAAGGGAAGAUAGUGUUUGUUGCUCCUUCUCGACCUCUCGUCAUGCAACAGAUUGAAGCUUGCCAUAAUAUUGUUGGGAUUCCUCAGGAAUGGACAACUGAUAUGACAGGUCUUAUGAGCCCUUCAAAAAGAUCAUGCUUUUGGAAAACUAAGAGAGUUUUCUUUGUUACUCCGCAAGUGCUUGAAAAGGAUAUUCAGUCUGGCACAUGUUUUGUAAAACACCUUGUGUGCUUGGUGAUAGAUGAGGCUCAUCGAGCAAUGGGGAACUAUUCUUACUGUGUGGCAGUUCGUGAGUUGAUGGCUGUUCCGGUUCAAUUGAGGAUACUAGCUUUAACAGCAACCCCAGGAUCAAAACAACAGACCAUUCAGAAGGUUAUUGAUAACUUGAAUAUCUCAACACUUGAGUAUCGCAAUGAAAGUGACCCUGAUGUCAGCCCAUAUGUACACAAUAGGAAGCUGGAAUUAGUACAGGUUGCUAUGGGUAAAGAUGCCACUGAAAUAAAUAAUCUGCUCCUGGAAGUUAUACGGCCUUUUGUAGCUAGGCUUUGUGCGAUUGGGGUACUCCCUAGCAGAGAUUUUCAAACGUUGAGUCCCUGCGAGUUACUUAAUUCAAGGGACAAGUUCCGUCAAGCACCUCCAACAGCUGUUCCUCACACAAAAUAUGGUGAAGUGGAAGGAUAUUUUGGAGUUCUUAUUACUCUUUACCAUAUAAGAAAAUUACUUUCAAGCCAUGGAAUAAGGCCAGCAUAUGAGAUGCUUGAAGAGAAGUUGAAACAGGGGGCUUCUGCGAGACUUCUUAGUAAGAAUGAAGUAAUAUGGAAGGCGAAACUCCAAAUGGAGCGAAGUUUGUCUCAUGGUGCACCAAAUCCCAAAUUGGUGAAAAUGAUGGAAAUAUUGACCGAUCAUUUCAAAUCCAAUGAUCCAAAGAAAUCAAGAGUGAUCAUAUUCUCAAAUUUCAGGGGAAGUGUCAGGGACAUAAUGGAUUCUCUGUCAAAGAUCGGGGAGUUAAUCAAAGCUACGGAAUUUAUUGGUCAAAGCUCAGGAAAGGCUUUGAAAGGGCAGACACAGAAAGUACAACAGGCUGUUUUACAGAAAUUCCGUGCUGGUGGAUACAAUGUAAUUGUUGCGACAUCAAUUGGUGAAGAAGGUCUUGAUAUCAUGGAAGUUGAUCUUGUAAUAUGCUUUGAUGCCAAUAUCUCACCUUUGAGAAUGAUCCAGCGCAUGGGUAGGACAGGAAGGAAACAAGAUGGAAGAGUUGUAGUUUUAGCUUGCGAAGGAUCAGAACUGAAGGGAUACUUGCGAAAGAAAGCUAGCGGCAAGGCUGUAAGGAAACACAUGCGUAAUGGGGGGAUGCACUGUUUCGAUUUCCAUUCCAGUCCCAGGAUGAUUCCGCAUAUUUGCAAACCAGAAGUUCAGUUUGUUGAAUUCUCAAUUGAACAAUAUGUUCCUCGUGGAAGGAAUGUGAAAGAUGAUCCUGAGCACAGCUCCUCAUUUAUACACAAAAUCUCAGAUGCUGAGGCUGAAUUAAUUGCAAAGCACUUCGAUGCUUCGACAGAGGGUACAUGGAGACCAUCACUUAUCGCUUUUCCCAACUUCCAGGCAUUUCCUUCCCCAAUGAAUAGAAUAAUGCACUCAUCCAGAACAGGGAUGCUGAUUGAUGCCAUGCAACAUUUAAGAGGGCUGUCACUUUCAAAGGAUAUCAAAACCCCUUUGGAUGAGGGUGCAGUCUCUCCAUGUCAAGGGUUGGAAGCUGACAAUGUUACAGAAUAUGACAAGGAUGGGAAAGAUUCGAUUAGCAUCCAGAUCUAUCCAGAGGCAAACAUACAGAGAGAUAUUUCUCAUGAAGCUUCCCCUCAGGGAACCACAAGGAGUAAGGAGGAGAUUUAUGAACCAGAUUCUUUAACCCAGAAACAUCCUCCUCACUGCUUCUUAUUUGCAGCAGAUUUUGUAUCUAUUGGUGCCCAUGGGAGGGUCCUGAUUGCGUCUGUCCCUGUGCUUCCUUUGGCUAGAAAAUCUAAUGAGACUGUUAAAUCAGAUAGCAAAGACCUAUUGAGAUGCAUGAAGCAAGAUCCCUUUCCUAUGAUAUCUUCUGGUGAUCACAGUGAAACACAUAUCCAGACCAAACCAAACUUGAUAAACUCUGCUGAGACUCGAUGCAAAAACCAUGAUUCUGUGCUAAAUUCCUGUUUGGGAAACUGUAAUGAUCGUCGGGAAAACUCACUGCAUGGAUUAGAGAGCACUGUGUUGAGGACACCGAAACCAUACAGAAUGUUUGUGGUAAAUUCAGAAGACAGCACUCUUGUGACACCAGAUACGGCAAAUAGACCACCAACAUUGUUUGCUAAUGAGUCCGCAAGUGAUUGCAAGGAUGUGGAGCUGAGUCCCCGACUUACUAAUUUGAUGGAGAGAGGGCUUGUUCCAGAGUCUCCUAUUGGUGAGACUAGUAACUAUUCCCAUCCAAAAGAGCAUACGGUUUGUGUAAGUUUCCAAUGUGAGGAUGAAUUCUGUUGUGCACAUCCUAAGUGUUCUCCAGAUGUAGCUGGGAAGACUGUUAAAAAUUGUACUGUUCUCUCUGCGAAGAAAUCUAAUUGUGAAGGGAGAAAGAAUAACUUUUUGUCUCCGGAAUGUGUUUCCCCAGCCAAAUUAUGUACUGACAUCUCAUCAAAAAGUUUAAAUUUUGAUGGGAAUGGAAAUGUCAAGAUGGACAAUGGUCCCAAUUUGAAAGCAUAUGUCGCUGCUUCGUCAUCUGAUGGAAAAAUUCAAACUCCAUUAUGCACAAUGAGAAAUAGUGCCAAUGCCGAAGGAUGCACGUCAGGUUCUCCAGUCAACGAGGCAAUUCAUACUCCGUUAGUUAAUCUAACCAACAGCAGUUGUAGUAAAGAUUGGCGCUUGAGUUCUGGAGAGGCAUCAAAGGAUGUUCAGCAAACACGCAAGUUUAAAAGGUUGCGCAAGUUUGGGGACUUUGGAGGAAAGAAGCCUUCCAAAGCUAUGAAAGAAAAUUACAAAGGACCUAUAAAGAACCUUGGCAGGUCCUUUAGCAAAUCUAGCCCACCGAAGCACAUCAGAGGUAAGCAGAAAGUUUCAUUCACCCAUGCCAAAGACUUUAUCGAGGAGGAAGCUGAGGUAUCUUCAGAAGUAGAAGUAUCUGAUGAUGAAGAGGAUGAUAGAGACAACAGUUCAUAUGAUGAUAGUUUCAUAGAUGAUAGAAUAAAUCCUACUGCUGGAAGUACUCAAGCAGCUGCUGGAGUUGAUAUGAUGGCAAUUUACAGGCGUUCUUUGCUCACCCAAUCUCCAAGAGAGAACCAGCGAGACCGUUUGACCAACUUUAGUCCUGACUUGUUGCAAUCUGCCAGAGUGGCUGAUUCUGGAAGUUGUUCUUCGGAAAAGGUCAAAUAUUCGCUGCAGACUCCUCAAACUGGCUUAUAUUCUGGAAAUCUGUCAGAUGGGAGCAAUUCUGUUUCUUAUCAGAUGGGCUUAGAGAAGAAUUCCUUAGUGACUGUGCACGGUGAAACGGACAGCAUGCAAAGAGAAGAAAGCAAGAUAGAGAGGAGAAAACGAAAACUAAGUUUUAUCCAAGUUGGUUCUGUUCCUAAAAGUUGCUUACGGCAGGAAGGAUUGUUUCAAUCAUUAGCCACUGGCACUACAUCUCUUGACGUUCAAGCUUUGAGAGAUAAUACAAACGGAGAUGCCUUUGAUGAUGAUCAAUUUUAUGAGGGUCUUGAUUUUGAUGAAAUGGAGGCACAGGCUUCCAAACUUCUGCAGUUAAAGCCCGAGGUUCCAAUAGAGGGUAGACAAAUGGUUGAUCUCAAUCCAUGCAUUGAGGAAGGUCAGAAUCUGAAUUCUCCAUCAUUUGAUCUUGGAAUAUGAUGGCUGUGAUACAAAUGGAAUUCAUGCUGCUGAGACACGGCAAGGAUAUGACCGGGGAAUGGCAUUUUGAACUUGUAAACGAAGUGACUAUCAUAACAUUGAAUACUGCUGUCUUAAGAACAUCUGAAAAGAUUGGUGCUGCAUAUUGUCAAGAAAGGAAUUGCAUCAAGUCGAGAUCAAUAAUCCAUGGAGUUCACUUAAGUGAUGGGAUGAGCUUCUUAGUGGUGCAAUAUUGUAUUUAUGGUGUAUAAUGGAUGGCAGUGUGGAGCAAUUGAGAAAUAUAUUCACUGUAUAUGUAAUUUAUAGCAUCAGUUGUAUCAUAGGUACAAAGUUAUAGAAAGCAAAUUGUAAAGAAAGUUUCAAUUGGUCAAUUCGGCCAAACCUUUUGUAUAGUUGGACUUUGUACAGUUUGAAUCAGAAAUUAUGUUUUAUACUUUAUUUA